Molecule: messenger RNA, 588 nt
Organism: Aspergillus pseudoviridinutans
Lineage: Eukaryota; Fungi; Ascomycota; Eurotiomycetes; Eurotiales; Aspergillaceae
Product: gamma-glutamylcyclotransferase family protein
Exons: 1
Coding region: 1-588 (195 amino acids)
Source: RefSeq, a predicted model, not a curated record
AUGGCCAGUUCUAGCCCAGAAGAAAGAAACAGCCCUCCACCCCCCCCUCCACCCCCUCCACCCUCAAACCCAUCCUCAAAGAUAUCUCCCUACGUCCUGAAGCUCAGGAGCGCACCCCCCGAUUAUUUCUACCAGCCCCCAAAGAAGCCACAACCCGUCGAUUUCUUCGCCGCACCCACUGGCCCUUACUUUUUCUACGGCACAUUAACAGAUUCGUUAAUGAUCUCCGAGAUUCUCGAGCUAGAGGAGGAACCAAAACUGCAGCCUGCAUACAUUCUGGGUUACGAAUGUAAAAUGUGGGGUCAAUAUCCUGCCCUGAUGGAUUGUCCGGGCUCGGUGGUUGAAGGAGCAGCGUAUCAUGUUCAAACUACGCAGGAUGCAGAGAGACUUGCUGCGUAUGAGACUGACAACUAUCGUGCCGAGCAUUGUCUCAUCAGAUACACGGAUGGCAAGGAGCCGUCUGAGGAACUGGGGUACACGUUCAAAUUUGUUGGGGCCCUGAGCGAAUUGACCGAGGGCGAGUUUGACCUCAAGGUCUGGUUGAGACGGGUGGGAAGACAUGCUGCGGCUGAUAAGUUGCACUGCUAA